This is a messenger RNA of Mauremys reevesii (Reeves's turtle), 1180 nucleotides long. Its product is annotated as serine/threonine-protein kinase NLK2-like. The record is from RefSeq and is a predicted model, not a curated record. Lineage: Eukaryota; Metazoa; Chordata; Testudines; Geoemydidae. Gene Ontology annotation, cellular component: cytoplasm; nucleus. Gene Ontology annotation, molecular function: MAP kinase activity; ATP binding. Gene Ontology annotation, biological process: intracellular signal transduction; protein phosphorylation.
AUGGGUGCCGUGGGGCUGGCUCUGGGACCCUGUGGGGUUAUCUGGGGUCUCACCCCCCAGGCCCCUCAGGUGCUGUCGGCGCUGGAUAUCCUGCAGCCCCCGAUCGACUGCUUCGAGGAGAUCUACGUGCUGACGGAGCUGAUGCAGAGCGACCUGCACAAGGUGAUCGUGUCCCCCCAGCCACUGAGCGCCGAGCACAUCAAGGUCUUUCUCUACCAGAUCCUGCGCGGGCUGAAAUACCUGCACUCGGCCGGCGUGCUCCAUCGGGACAUCAAGCCGGGGAACCUGCUGGUGAACAGCAACUGCGUCCUCAAGAUCUGCGACUUCGGGCUGGCGCGGCUGGAGGAGCCGGACGAGGGGCAGCCCAUGACGCAGGAGGUGGUGACCCAGUACUACCGGGCCCCCGAGAUCCUCAUGGGGACCCCCCACUACGGCCCCCCCAUCGACCUCUGGGCCGUCGGCUGCAUCUUCGCCGAGCUGCUCGGCCGGCGCGUCCUCUUCCAGGGCUCCAGCCCCAUCCAGCAGCUGGACCUGAUCACAGACCUCCUCGGCACCCCCCCGCCCCACGCCCUGCGCUCGGCCUGCGAGGGGGCCCGGACCCACGUGCUGCGGGGCGCCCACAAACCGCCCGCGCUGUCCGUGCUGCACCUGCUCUCGGGGGAGGCGACCCACGAGGCCGUUCACCUGCUCUGCCGCCUGCUGGUCUUUGACCCCGCGCGGCGGCUCUCGGCACGGGCGGCGCUGGCUCACCCGUACCUGCAGGAGGGGCGACUCCGCUACCACACGUCCAUGUGCCGCUGCUGCCACAGCCUGGGCUCGGGGCGCGUCUACGCCAGCGACUUCGAGCCCCCCGCCAGGGCCCCCCGCUUCGACGACGCCUACGAGCGGGGCCUGCGCUCCGUCUGCCAGGCCAAAGAGCUGGUUCACAGCUUCAUCCUGGAGCAGCAGAAGGGGGCGCGGGUCCCCCUGUGCAUCAACCCCAACUCCGCCGCCUUCAAAACCUUCAUCCGGUCGACGGCCUGGCAUUCGUCGAAAGCUUCCAAGAAGGACGAGAGAUGAAGGCGGCUGGAGGCAGCUUUGGGGUUCGGGGGUGGCCAGAUGGAAGGAGAAAGGGGGGGGCUGGAGCCCGCCGGCCACAGCGGGACGGACCCCGAAUCGCCUGCUGAACUGCUGGGGAAAA